AUGACGGACAAUCCUCCAAUUGAUAUCACGCAUUCACGAGAUCUUAAUGAAAAUGACACUUCAGGAACCGCUCGGUAUAGACAGGACCAUCAAGAGAAAGCCCCCGAGUCCCAGUUACACCAAGAACAAGACCAAGAUGUUGAGGACAAAUACAAACAAGAUGUUUCUCCAGAUGGUGGCUAUGGCUGGGUUUGUGUUGUUUGUGUCUUUUGGAUAAAUGCCCAUACCUGGGGAAUCAAUAGUAGCUACGGCGUGUUCCUUUCAUACUACCUCUCGCACAAUGUCUUUCCAAACUCCACCGCAUUAUCAUACGCCUUCACCGGUGGCCUGAGUAUAUCCUGUGCGCUUCUCGUCGCACCUCUAGCCACAUAUCUUAUCCAUGUCUGUAGCACUCGAUUUGUGCUGAAUGUAGGCGUCUUCUUCGAGACCCUAUCUCUAAUCGGAUCCUCUUUCGCCACGCAAAGGUGGCAUAUUUUUCUGAGCCAGGGCGUCUGUUUCGGAUGGGGAAUGGGCUUCCUGUUCGUGGGCAGCGUGGGCAUCGCGCCGCAAUGGUUUUCCAAGCGACGAGGUCUUGCAAUGGGCAUCACCGCAGCAGGCUCAGGUCUUGGAGGGUUGAUUUACUCCCUCGCAGUAGGCGCCAUUCUACCACGACUCGGACUCGGCUGGGCCUUCCGUAUCUUGGGUAUAACCUCUUGCGUUGUGAAUCUGGUUUGCGGAAACCUGCUGCGAGAUCGCAACAAGGCCGUUGGAAGCCGCCUCAGAGCCUUCCAUCUCCCUCUGCUCAAACGACCCGAGUUCAUUCUCUUCCUUGGAUGGGGUGUGUUCAGCAUGCUGGGUUAUGUCGCCCUGCUCUUCAGUGUAGCCAACUUUGCCCUCUCCGUCGGCCUCACAUCUCACCAGGGUAGUAUCGUCAGCGCCCUACUCAACCUGGGGCAAGGUCUCGGACGACCAUUUGUGGGCAUGUUCAGCGAUAAACUCGGCCGUAUCAACGUUGCCGCCUUGCUCACGUUCUUCUGUGGCUUGUUCUGUCUCGUCAUUUGGAUCUUCGCUCACAGUAUGGGGUUGGUUUGCUUUUUUGCCAUCCUCGUCGGCACAGUGGCAGGUACCUACUGGGCUACUGUAUCCCCCGUGCUUGCUGAGAUCAUUGGGUUGAGAGAUCUUCCCAGCGGGCUUAGCAUCACCUGGCUCACCCUCGUUCCGCCAACGACUGUUUCUGAGGCCAUUGCGCUGGUCCUUCGAGACAACAAAUCAAAGGGGUCGGAGUAUUUGAAAGUCCAGAUCUUCACGGGCUGCGUGUACAUUGGUGGUGCUUUGUGUUUGUGGGUGGUGAGAGGAUGGAAAGUGGGAGAUGUCGCGAGGUCUCAGCAGGAGAAACUUGCCGCGACCCCAGAUAAUAAUGCUGGCUGUCUCACAGACAACCCACGCGCAGAAACAGACCAUGAUGCUGGUAAUCAUGAGAGGAACCAAAAUCAGUCCUCGACUGCUCCUGCAGUGACCUCCAUAAAUCCUUGGUCCCUACUCGCUUUAUUGCGCGGGAUGGUGGCUUUGAAAAAGGUGUAA
Molecule: messenger RNA, 1560 nt
Organism: Aspergillus wentii DTO 134E9
Lineage: Eukaryota; Fungi; Ascomycota; Eurotiomycetes; Eurotiales; Aspergillaceae
Product: MCT family MFS transporter
Exons: 2
Coding region: 1-1560 (519 amino acids)
Biological process (GO): transmembrane transport
Molecular function (GO): transmembrane transporter activity
Source: RefSeq, a predicted model, not a curated record